GAUGAAACAAAUUCUACCCUUCAACCACACACCAGUAGCCCAGCAACCCCCUCUAGAAGCCUUUAUUUACCACCAAACAGUGAGUCCUGCAGUGAAAGCAGUUCUUCUGGUAAUAUGAUCACGCAAGAGCAGAAGGACAGCAAAACCCAUAGUGCGCUUAACCAAUAUUUGCAUUCCCGCGACGUCAGCCUGAUCCGUUCAAGAAUGAGCAUGCCGUGGAAUGAUGCGAACGAAAGAACAAAGCGCUAUUACAAUCGUAAAACUGGGCAGGCUGUAAGGGCAGUGGUUAGUGAUAUUGCACCAAAUGAUGCACUGCAAUUGUUCGAGGUAGUGUGCUCAUCCAGUAAAAUGGCGGGGAAUUAUCCAACUUACGAAGAUUUGUCUGGUUGCCAUGGUCUCAAUGAAACGUUAAUGAUGGCCCUUGUGGAAUGCUACAAUGCUGCUGAUUGCUGGGAGACACGACGACAAAUUCUAUCGAUUAUGGCGGAGAAAAUGCCACUCAAACGGUUACAGCACUGGAUACCGAACAUCACCAAAUACAUGUUUACUGAAGCCAAACGUCAUUGUUUGAUCCAGGGUAGAGGGGCGCCAGUACAGAAUAUUACCACAUCUAGACUACGAGUGUCUACCUCACAAAUUGACCAUUUUAUCGACUUUAUUACAAGUUCGCAUAUCACUCAGGACUUGCCUUCUGGAGAAAAGAUAAUCACAUUGUCGACCAAGGAGACCAUAAAAGUACCCAACGUUAUAAGAACGAUGGUUCGAGCUCAAAUAGCGACACAGUAUAUCAAUUACUGUGAACAAUUGGGAUUUAAACCCUUGAGUCACAGCAGUUUGCUUCUAAUUUUGAACGUUUGUGCAGCUUCCUCCCGUAAAUCUCUUCAAGGGCUUGAUUACAUUAGCUCUGCCGGUGCUGAAGCAUUCGAUGACCUUUGUGGUGUUGCCGAGACUCUUGGAGACGUAGGCCAGGGGAUGGGCCAAAGAAAAGCAGAAGCGACUACGAGAAGGCAAGCGUUACCUUAA
Molecule: messenger RNA, 1023 nt
Organism: Paramuricea clavata
Lineage: Eukaryota; Metazoa; Cnidaria; Anthozoa; Malacalcyonacea; Plexauridae
Source: the annotation of a GenBank genome assembly